AAAGCGUGUUGGUAAUGUUCCCAUGGCUACCACAACUUUUGUUUAUGCUAGUAGCUUGCUAACAUCGCUUUAAUAUAAGUUAGAUACUUACGCUGGUGCUGAAAUAGUUGCUAGAUACAGACACAAACGUAAACAUAUAACAAACAGAGUUGGAUAUUAUUCGGGUUUUAUGAAUUCAAUCUCGUUUGUUGCAUCCUAGGCCUGCGCAAACCACCGCUUAUUUACGUUAACAGUUGACGUUAAAGUUAGAACUAGCUAGUUUCCACUGUAACAGCCAGAAUUAGAUUAACGUUACCGUUACCAUAAUGGAAUUUGGCUCGAAACUUCAAGAGAUGGAUCUGACAUCAGACGAAAUAAGCCGUCUGAGCAAAGCUUUGAAGGAUGAAACUUUUCGGAAAAUGUUACACGAAUAUGCAGAAGAAAUUUCAAAUCCAGAAAACAAGAACAAAUACGAGGAGGAAAUAAAGCUUUUGGAAAAGGAAAGGGACAUGGACGUCCAGUUCCUCCAUCCGAAGCCUUUUCGUGUACUGAAAACCAGUGACGGUAAGCAGAAGUGCUUCAUCAAUAUCUGUUCAAAUGAGUUGAUCAGAACCGCAGAGUGCAAAGCCGUCGCCGAAGAUGGCAGAAAAGGUCUGAACUGGUCACUUCCAUACAGUCUGACACCAGGAAGGUUAGAUGUGGAUUCGAAUGGAAAUAAGCACAUGAUAUACGACGUCGUUUUUCAUCCUGACACUCUCCACAUGGCAAGUAAAAAUGAUAGAUUCAUGGAACUUGUCGACAGUACUGCAAUGGACGGGAUACAAAACUCGUUCAAGGUCAAGCUGGAUCGGAAGAACACGAAAAUUCUGAAGACAAAAUACAAAGGUGCACCCCAUGCAGCUGUGAUAAGGCAGCCAACACCUGGACAACAAACAACACAAAAAGUUACGGACAAAAAUGAUCCCUUCGCAUUCCCUUACCCGUAUGACAAGGGCGAGACAUUGUCAACAAUGAACAACGAUACAACGAGCUUGUCUGGUGGGCAGUCAACACACACGAAACCUGCUAAAACCAUACAAACUUGCGGUUCAGAGGAGCAACCCAUAGAACCAGAGAAGCACCCUACAGAACCGCAUUACACUAUAAAAUACAGGUCAGUUGUUGAUUUACAAGACUACAGGUGCUCCAGAGACUCUGCACCCAGCCCACGCCCCAGAGAAAUAGAGAUAACCAUUGAUCUGCCAUUGCUCAAGUCUGCGGCAGAUGCUGACCUGGAGGUAACAGAAAAAGAGAUUUUUUUAAAAUCCAGUAAGCCUGCAUACCUUCUAAAGCUUAACUUGUCCUACCCUGUGGAUGAAAAGAAAGGACUGGCCAGGUUCAACAAAAAAAAGAAACAGCUGGUUGUCACCUUGCCAGUUCUUCCUCUUAAGGAAUCUCCUUUGAGUUCAGAGAGCCUGGAAUUUCUUGCUGUUGGUGAUGGUGAAAGGGAACUAAAUGGGCCAAUCAAUGGGCCAAUCACUGAGGAGCCAGAGGAAAUAACUUCAACUGGAGAUAGCCUGCAGACAGACAAACACAUGUGUAUUAAAACCGAUACUGAAAAGUCUGGUUUAAAUGUUCAGUGUGGGGAGUCUACUGUGGACAGUGCACCCUUGUCAGACUGCAGUGGGCAGCCAAAGCCAAGAUUGAUUGAGAAGGAACGGCAUAUAUCUUCCUCAGAUGUCAAAGAGGAUACUCCACAGUCAACUGACCUUACCAGUGCUGAAUCUUUCACUGAUUACACUGAAGAGGAGUCUGUACAGGAACCUAGAAUCAGAGAGGUGGAGGUGGACACAUCCAUAGAUGCUACAGCAAGCUCAUUAAUAGAUGACACACUGGAAGAGAUGGAGGACUCAGGUUCACAGGUGAACACUAGUGUGAUGCCUCAGCAGCUGUCUGACAUCGACAACUCUGUGGCCCCACAUCACCAUGUGAAUGACAGUCCAUCGCAGGACAAAGUCCAGAGCACACGCGAAGACAUGUCUGAGCCGCCUUGCUUUGUGUCUGACAUACGCAGUGACGGUAACAAGAAUGAAACGGUAACUCAUGUACAGGCCAAAAAGGCUGUGCGGUUCAGCGAAAGAGUGUCUGUGGCUGUGGAACGUGACGAGGAUGACUUGCCUGAAGAGCAGAGCUUCACUGGCACUAAACACAUCAAGCAGCCUAGAGUAGUUCUGCGCGAGAUGAACUCCGAGGACGGGACCGAGGUCGUCAUCAGCGAUCACACAACGUCCUCUGCUUUCGUGUUCCAGAACUCCCUUCUUUACGAGCUUGACUGAAAUACUGAGAGACACUUGAAUUAAUAUAGUAAGCCUACAGGGAGUUUGAACUUUUACUUCUGAGUUGUCUCACAGGAUUCAUAAAUGUACCAUAUAAAAGUGAGAGGAAAUGAAGUCAUUCUAUAACAUGAUUAUGGAAAGAUUUCCUUUUUGUCUGACAGCCUACA
This is a messenger RNA of Alosa sapidissima (American shad), 2461 nucleotides long. It is a transcript of the gene dnaaf2, whose product is annotated as dynein axonemal assembly factor 2. The coding region runs from base 306 to 2294 and encodes 662 amino acids. Gene Ontology annotation, cellular component: cytoplasm. Gene Ontology annotation, biological process: axonemal dynein complex assembly. The transcript is spliced from 2 exons. The record is from RefSeq and is a predicted model, not a curated record. NCBI's taxonomy places the organism in Eukaryota, Metazoa, Chordata, Actinopteri, Clupeiformes, Clupeidae.